AGUUCUCUGCAAGAUCUUCACACCGGAGAACAUGGACACUACAAAGGAAGACUAAGGGACAUUCUCUGCUGAUAAGUGAAGGUACAUUCUCUGCUGAUAGACGUCCACGCCUCGGAGGAAGUCGAUCCACGGAUUAGGCCUUGGAAACCGUUUCCUUUACUUCCCGUGACUGUUUACCCCUAUGUGUUAUGCUGUCACAGCAGCCUAGCCGACGGCACACGCUAGCGAUGCAAAGCAGUGUCCCCACCGGGAUCAAGCAACACAGCAGCCCAGCUGACAGCAGUCACACAGCAAGCCGCUGCCGCGAGCCGCCGCGUAGCCCACAGGCUAAGCUACCCAGCGCCCAGGCGACAGCACUCGCUCCGAGCGCCGAGUCUCCCCGCAAGAGAGGCUAAGGAGAGCGGGCCGCAGCUAGCCGACAGCCGGACCAACAGGCCGGGGACACCAGGGGAACACCGGGGACACCAGGGGAAUACCGGGGACACCAGGGGAACACCGGGGACACCAGGGGAAUAUCGGGGCUACCAGGGGAUCUAGAAGGGAGAAAUACAUCGCCCACGGAGGAUGCCGAAGCACGCUCCAAGAGACGCGCACACACACAGCACUCUCAAGCACCUGAAACUACAAAUGGAUCAGUCAUGCAUGAUUUGUCUCUUGAGAGGAAUCCCAUUGAAAUAUUAGAGACUGGAAGGAGCAUCAGUGACAUCAUUGAUGGCAAGAUUAGACAGCUGUAUUCGGUGGGCAGCGAGGAGCCUUUCUAUGUCGUAAAUCUUGACAAUAUAUUAGAGAGGCACCUGCAGUGGAUCAGUCUGUUGCCUCGGGUGAAACCCUUCUAUGCAGUGAAGUGCAACAACACAACAGCAGUUUUGAAGAUGCUAAGCGCUCUGGACACCGGAUUCGACUGUGCCAGCAAGGCUGAGAUCGAGCUGGCCCUAUCGCUUGGCGUGAAGCCCGAUGACAUCAUUUACGCCCACACAACCAAACCGCUGUCCCACAUCAGAUACGCCUGCGCUCACAGAGUGAAUCUGAUGACUUUUGAUAAUGAGGAGGAACUCUUAAAAAUCUCUCUUGUCCAUCCCCAAGCCAAGCUGGUAAUACGAAUUGCAGUGGACGACUCCAAAUCGAUGGUAAGACUCAGUCCAAAGUUUGGAGCCAGACUGCCCACAGUUAGACAGUUGCUGGGCCGUGCCAGAGAGCUGAACUUAGAGGUGGUCGGCGUCAGCUUCCACGUGGGCAGCGGCUGCACCAGAAGCUCGGCCUUCAGGCAGGCCAUCGAAGACGCUCGGCGCGUCUUUGACGUAGCGAGUGUUUUGGGGUUCCAGAUGAGACUCUUGGAUAUUGGUGGAGGAUUUUCUAAGAUUGGGGACUUCCAAGAGAAGUUUGAAGAGUUCUCGGAAGUCAUUAACGGAUCGCUGGAUGAAUUCUUCCCACCUGUCAGUGGGUUGGAGGUGAUUGCAGAGCCGGGCAGAUACUACGUGGAAUCGGCCUUCACGCUGGCAGUGAACGUCAUCGCCAAAAGAGUCGUCGUGGAGGACAGAGCCAAUAAAUGCGCAGACGGAGCAGGAAGCUGCCCCGAGAGGGUGAUGAUGUACUACAUUAACGACGGUGUGUACGGCUCCAUGAGUUGCAUCACCUUUGACCCUGCUCACAGCAAACUUGAACCGUACCCUCACAGGGCUGUUAAGAAGAGCGAACCGAGAUAUUGCUCCGUCAUCUGGGGUCCAACCUGCGACAGCAUCGACAAAAUAACCGAAAGCUACUGGAUUCCUGAGCUGUACGUGGGCGACUGGCUUCUCGUCGACAACAUGGGCGCUUACACUGUCAGCGUAACCACCGACUUCAACAGCUUUGAAAAGGCACACAUUUAUACUGUUGUGACAGCUGAGACUUGGCACAGCCUAAACCUGUCUCCUGCCUACGAUAUUGUCCAUUAAUGAGGCGAGCACUUAUACUUAACUUCACUGGCCUGUUGUGAAUAUCGUGUCUUUUGUCUGUUGCACUGUAGAAUGUUUUCCUGCUUUUAAAAUAGCCUCUGUGUUAAGUCUGUUAACUUAGCAGAAGCAAGCCAUCCACUGCAGAGCUUCUAUGAAUGUAUUGUGAGGUUAAUGAUGUCCUUGUCUCAUCAAAUUUAAGUGGGGUGAAGACCAAUCGGUUACCUAACCUUAAUUACAGUGUUAUGUGACGCCCUUUUUAAAUACGAGACAUAUGCCAGUUUAUUUUGGCCACUUAAUGACUGUAACUAGUUAAUAUGAUCUGCUGUCUGCCAAAGGAAGUGAAACUCGGAGCUAAAGUGUUAUGAAAAAACUGCAUAUAAAACUGUAUGCUGCUAUAAGAAAUUAUUUAUUGUCAGCCUCUUACAGUCUACAAAUGUUGCAAGACUAAUUGUCAUUCUUUAUUUUAGCGUGUGUGUGCAUCUCUUCCAAAAAAAAAAUGGUGGGAGGAGAAGAGGUGUUUUUAUAGAAACAACAAAAAAAUACUUUUAUUUGCUGGUGUAAAUUCUUCUUCUUCUUUUGUUUUUAACAUGCAAGUAAUAUUGGUAUAUUCCUGCUGUGUUUUGCCAUAUAGGCAGACCUUUACUGAUUAGUAGAGUUGUAGAGAGCAGCUGAAAUUACCACACCAGUCAAGCAUUCUUUGGUAGAGUUUGUUUUUUCUCCAAUGCCUCGACUUGAUUCUGAUGAUAAUUUGCAGUAAAUUUUGCAGAAAUUUUAAA
Molecule: messenger RNA, 2710 nt
Organism: Maylandia zebra (zebra mbuna)
Lineage: Eukaryota; Metazoa; Chordata; Actinopteri; Cichliformes; Cichlidae
Product: ornithine decarboxylase
Cellular component (GO): cytoplasm
Molecular function (GO): ornithine decarboxylase activity
Source: RefSeq, a predicted model, not a curated record